GAGUAUAACUAACCACAGAAGUGCAGCUGUCUGCUUGAAGAACCUGAACUUCACUUAUAUCAAAUAGGGUUGGGAUUUUAUUUUUGUUCUAGUACUAAAUGUGCUAUGUAAAUAUGAGGCUGACUCCAUGAAGGCUCGACAAACACAUGAAGAGGUCUGCUACUGAGUGUUUGAAAAGGCACCAGGCCUGAGAAAUCCGUGUUUUAAUUUGUUACUUGUCUUCCUCACCACUAAGACAUGGUGCUCUGGGUUGUCUUCCCAAUCUCCCUCUCCCUGGUGUCCUUCAUUGGAACAUGGACUGUAUAUGGCCUAGCCUUCUCCAACAAUCAUGUGUGCUCCCUCAGUGACUGGGUGGGUGACAACUACUGCAGAGGGAAUCAGUCCACUGGAUGCUGCUUUGCUCCCACCAUAAGCUCAAGUGGAACCAAUGCACCAGAAAAUUCACUUUUUACAGCCACAAUCAAUGCUGGAUCCUUUCUGUUUCUGCUCUUCUGCAUAUUCCACCAUGCCCAUGUUAUGGAGAAACAUGCAUGUCAUUCCAUGCUAAGCAAGUCUGCACUGGUCUUUGGUGUGGUGGCAGCCAUGGGGGCAUUUGCAGCUGGAAACUGCAAUCCAGGUUACCUGCCCCUCCCUCACUACCUCGGAGCUGCCAUCAGCUUCAUGUGUGUCUGCUUCUACACCAUCCUUCUCACUGCGCUGACCGGGAAGUGUGCGCUGACAGGAUAUGAAAAGGUUCUCUACCCAGUACGCAUCACCUCCACUGUGAUUCAAAUCAUUGUCACCAUCUGCUAUACUGUUUUGUUUGCCCAAAAUGAGUACUUUUACAUUCACCUGUCUGCUAUAUUUGAGUGGAUGCUCAGUGUCAACUUGGAGUUGUUUGAGCUCAGCUACAUUGUGGAGUUUUGCUUCUUCUCGUCCUACAUGCUUUCCAAUCUGUUGAGCAAACGAGAGGAAGAAAAGCCUUUGAUGAUGACAUUGUCCUGAUAUAAAGCUGCCAGGGUCCAGCUGAAGCACAGAGGCAGCGAGGGUGGACUUAAUAAGACAUGACGUGAACAAGACAAUAGCUGGACCGUGGCUGGAGGAUCAAUAUUUCUUUUCACCACUCUGAAACUGUUCUAUUUUCUUUACUGGGCAUUUCUCUUCCUCAGGUAAAAUAUUCUUUAUUUAUUGAAACAAACCACCUUGAACAACAAAUGAACAAAAUCUAUCAGCUGUAUUUUACAUUUACUUUUGUGAUAUUGACGCUGUGCCACAGAACAAUUAACCGGAGGUGUCAUACUUAAAUACACCUUAUUUCCAGUG
This is a messenger RNA of Toxotes jaculatrix (banded archerfish), 1302 nucleotides long. RefSeq lists its product as uncharacterized. The coding region runs from base 238 to 984 and encodes 248 amino acids. Gene Ontology annotation, biological process: protein localization to plasma membrane. The record is from RefSeq and is a predicted model, not a curated record. NCBI's taxonomy places the organism in Eukaryota, Metazoa, Chordata, Actinopteri, Toxotidae. The transcript is spliced from 7 exons.